Messenger RNA from Nothobranchius furzeri (turquoise killifish), 2009 nucleotides. RefSeq names its product methyltransferase like 17 (gene mettl17). Gene Ontology annotation, biological process: translation. Gene Ontology annotation, molecular function: structural constituent of ribosome; methyltransferase activity. The record is from RefSeq and is a predicted model, not a curated record. Gene Ontology annotation, cellular component: mitochondrial small ribosomal subunit. Lineage: Eukaryota; Metazoa; Chordata; Actinopteri; Cyprinodontiformes; Nothobranchiidae.
UCAGUCGGUCGGUGUGCUUUACAAUAGCGUGGAUGAAAGUAAAUGUUUACCAAUAUUUCAGUGCCGUUUAGACACCGAGAACAUGGCAUCAAGUAGCUAUAAAGCCUGUGGUCUCAGUCAGAGAGUGGCUGUGGUGAAGAUUUUGUUCAGGACUGUGAGUGCUGCUGCUAACCCACAGCCCAAAGCAGAUUUCCUUAAAGGAGAACCCCACAGGAAACAUCCUGGUAUGACCAGCCUGAAUACACUUCGGCUACCCCAGGAGCUCCAAGUUGCUGCACAGUCAGUCAUUCAAAAAGCUCAGGUGACCCAGCUUACUGAUCGCUGUCACAAACUCAUAAACUACUUGUGGAGUCGAAAGCGGAUGGUUGAGGACGUGACUCUGAGGCAGAAAGCAUUGGGUCUGGAGAAAGAACUCUGGGAGAAAGCCAUGCAGAAGAUGGGAGAUAUUGACGAGGAAGCGCUGAGGAAUCAGAUCAGGAAAAGGGUUCUCUCAGAGCUCAGACAAACUACAUAUCACUGGAAUUCCCUGAAGUAUGAUGAAGAGCUGGGGGUGGUGUACAUGGCCUCGCGGCUUGCUGGAGGUUUUGCAGCAGUGACGAGAGCUCUAAAUGAGAUAAAGAAGAGGGAUCCCUCAUUUGCUCCUCAAUCUCUCCUGGAUUUUGGGUCAGGAUUGGGAACAGUUGCCUGGGCAUCACACUUGCACUGGGGAGACUCUUUAAAAGAGAUGGUGUGUGUGGACAGCUCUGGGCCUAUGAGCGUUUUGGCUGAGCGACUUCUUAAAGGUGAUGAGGAGGAGGCUGAACCUCUUUUCAAACACGUCUAUUUUAGACGAUUUCUUCCCGUCUCUCCUAAGGUUCAGUUUGACUUGGUGGCGGCUGCUUUCACUCUGUCAGAGCUUCCCAGCGUGAAGGAGCGAGAAGAUGCUGUGAUCACUCUGUGGAGAAAAACAUCCUCCUACCUGGUUCUGGUGGAAAACGGAACCAAAGAGGGCCAUCAGAUGCUCAUGGACGCCAGAGACACUUUACUAAAGAAACAAGAGCAGAUUGUUCACGACCCCAGACCAGCAAGAGUGUUCGCCCCGUGUCCCCAUGAGAUGAUGUGUCCCAAACUGGCCCGAGAGCCCAUCACACCCUGCAACUUCCAGCAGCGCUACCAUCCUCUCCCUCUGUCAGGGCACCACGAAUGCCAAACGGAGAAGUUCAGCUACCUGAUUUUGAGCCGAACGGAACCGGCGCAGGAAGGGACAGAAGGUUUGGAAUGGGCCCGGCUUAUUGCGCCGGUGCUGUGCAGAACGCGACACGUCCACUGCCACAUGUGCUGCACUGAUGGACAGCUGCAGCACAAGGUGGUGACGGCACGGAAACACAGCCGAGAUGUGUACCGCUGCGCCAGGAACAGCGACUGGGGAGACCAGCUGCCGAUCAUUCUGAAGGUUGAAAAGGAUGCCGAAAGUGACUCAGAGUGAUGACUCUACCAAAAAUAAACAAUUUUUGAAUCCCAUAAAACAAAAAAAAUUUCAUCUAAUGACUCGUUUACUACAGAAUAGAAUAGAAAAAUUGUGUUUUUCCUCUCACCUCUUAUUAAAUCUAAAUAUUUACACUCUUGUUUUACUUUAAAAUGGUGAUGUUUUAAAGAUGUCACUUGAGUGAUGACUCUUUAGUUGUGGAGAAAAGACCUCAGAUGAAGUAUUUGGCAUUUCUUAAGUUUGAAUUUUAACUCAGGAGUUCAGGUUUCUUUUCAUUUUUCAGAGAGAAUCAAUACCUCUCUGGGGCUGAUUCAUUUUUUAAUGUUAUAAUUUGAUGCGUACCACUCUUCAUGUUGCUGUUCUAUGGUGUAUCUACAGUAUAUUUUUCCCAUCUGGCAUUAUACUUAAAGAAAACAAGCUUUGUAUUUUUUAAUAUUUGAAACAAACCAACAAAUUUCCUUUCAUUUGACAAAUGCUGCUUUUAAAGUUUGACAAAUUUAAGGUGGGAUGAAUAAAAAAGGUGACAGCACAACCAAAAGGUGGA